CUUAAGCACUCAACUGACGACAAACAUUGUCUUUUGCGCCAACCUCCCACCCUGAUUUGAACUGAUCUGAACCCAAUUUAUUGUGUCGCGAAACAGUAUCCUAAUUGUCUGCGACUUCAUCUUCACCAUCCAGAGAGCACAGCAUUGAAUCAUGUCAUACAAUUAUGGAGGUAGGUGUAUUGAAUCCCUCCCCCAGCUUUGCCAUCGGCAUCUCGAUACAUACCAAUUUAGCACAAAUACUAACAUACUCUCUGCAUAGCCUCACCUUAUGGCCGUCCUCCAGGCUUUGGAUCAUUCCCAGGCCAGAGCGGUUCUCCGCCUGGCAUGGGACCACCACCAGGAAUGGGUAAGUUCGAUGUCUUUGCGACACCCUCUCACACUCCUAACUGCGAUACAGGUCCUCCACCAGGGAUGUCAGCGCCAGGUACGGCUCCUCCUCCUGGAAUACAGCAAGCCAAUAGUACUCAGGCUAGCCGACCAAGCGGCCUCCCGGCCAGCUUCCAGGGCCCUCCAAACAUGCCGAAUAUAAACUUCUCCGCGCCCGUUAUUCGGUUGGGUACAGGUCCCUCGAAGCCUAACACGCCAAUGACAGGCCCUGGUGGAAGGAGAGAAGGUCAAGAUCAAAUGUCUACCGGUGGAAGAGCUGGAUUGGGGGCAGAGCGGGGCAUGGAAGCUCAGCGACAGGCCCUCCGAGACAGCAUGAUGUCUUUGGUCCCGCCUACCAAGGAGGAAAUAGUACGAACGCUCUUCAUUGGGGGGAUUACAGACGGUGCUGAUGGAGACGAUGGAAUCGAGCGAAUAUUAUGCACGGCAGGAAGACUACGGAGAUGGGACAGAGCGACAGAUGCAGACGGCAAGCAGUGCUCUUUCGGGUUUGCGCAAUACGACGACGCAGAAAGCUUGGAAACCGCCGUUGAAGUUUUGAAGGACAUUGAAACUCCUCUCAAGAAGCAGCCACCCAGCACCGGGGCGAUAAAGGCUGAGGGAGAAGAUGAUGAUGAGAUUGAAAAGGCAAAACUACUUGUUUUUGUGGACGACAAUUCCCUUAAUUACCUCGAGAACUACAACUCAAAUCGAGGAGACGAUUCUGCCGCCCAGCAAUCUCGACUCGAUGUUGCGCGAGCAGACCUCAAGGGUGUUCUAUAUGAAUUGUUCCACCCUCCAAUGUUUGUAAAGAUGGAAAACCUCGACGGGGACACAGAAAUGCAGGAUGCGGAUGGGAGCAAGGAUAACAUAGAAGUUGUCAAUAUACCAUUGGCGGUCGAUGAUGAACUAGCGGAUAUCCCAGCAGAAAUGCGAGAGACGGUCGCACAAGAAAUCACGGCAUUUAGAGAUCGUAGUACCAGAAGGGAUAUGGAACGCCUUAAGCGAGAGGAGGAAAUGGAGGCUUUGGAACGACAACGCAACGGAGCUCCUCGACCAUCACGACUUGCAUCACCCGGCCCUCAGAUUCCACAUGGUCCAGCAGCUGGAACCAAUAAUAUUCCUCUUGGUCCCCGAGGUGUUCCCAAUGCUCCAUCCGGUCCCAAACUUCAAGGUCAACAAAUUCCUCGUGACUACCAGCAAGGAGUGAAAUUCAUCAACGGUAGCGGUAUAAACGGUGCAUCAAAUAGCGAACACUGUAUCAAUCGAGAAGAGGAAGAUGACCCCGCGAGCGACGAAGAGCUUGAAAGACGGCGCAACGAUAAGAAAAAGGAAGAAUUGGAGAAUCAGUAUCGCGAUCAAGAACGGCGUUGGCUGAACCGUGAAAAAUCACGGACAGCUGCAGUGGAACGAGAAAAUGCGCGUGAGGGUGAUGACGAGGGAAGACUCAAGGUUGAAAAAGAAAAGAUGGCUCAGCGUCUCAAGGCAUGGGAUGAUGAUGUAGAGGCUUCCAGAAAGAAAGAGGAGUAUUAUGCAGACAGAAGUAUGUGGAUUCGCAACCGCGCCAUAUUUCGAGCACGCGAAGCCCUUGCGGAUGACAGAGACCGUGCUGCAGAGCAAAAAGAACGCCAGCGAGAGAUGGCCGAUAAAGAGCAAGCUCGGGGUAUGGCCGAUUCAUUCCUGGACCGCCAAGCUGAAGAAUUGGAAACUCGUGCAGGUCGCGCUCAGCAGCCAUUCAAGCUGUCACUUGGCGCUGCUGCACAGAAAGCCCAGAAAGCUGCACCUCCUCGGCGAACUGUUGCCGAAGUCGAAGGUCUCCUGGAAGAUGAGGAGGAUGCUGACAAAACCUCGAAGCGAACUCUUGUACCUAUCAAGUUCGAUCCAUCGACAGCGGCAUCUGCUCUUACGCAUGAAGAGCGUGAUCAGGCGAUCAGACAACUUGCUGCCGAUAUUCCGAAUGAUAAAGACGGUUUAUGGACUUGGGAUGUCCAGUGGGGAUUUGUUGAUGAUGGUGUGGUUGAAGAAAAACUCAAGCCAUUUGUGGAGAAGAAAAUCAUGGAAUAUCUCGGCGUGCAAGAGCAAUUACUCGUUGAAGUAGUUGAGGAACAUAUCAGGACUAGAGGGAAGCCUCAGGAUUUGGUAGAUCAACUGGCUGGUGUAAGUUACGCCCUUCGCUCCUUGAAGUAUGUAUGCUAAUCAAUGUGGCAGGCACUUGACGAAGAGGCCGAGGCUCUAGUCAAGAAGUUAUGGAGAAUGUUGAUUUUCUUCUCGGAGAGUGAGAAGAGGGGACUUUCUGCUUGAGGCGUACAAUCCGCGAUGAUUUUCUACCGGCUCACAAAUACCUAGCGCGAGGUCAAUUACAGAAUCGGGUGUCCUUCCUUCGGCCUUGGAGGUUUAAUACAGUUUCACAUUUGGGGGCGGUUGUACGAUAUGAUACAAAAUUGGCUGUCAAGCAGAGAAGCAGUCACUAUCAAAAAAUGAAUAUUCAUUUGAGACAAAUCUGACUGAUUGCUAGGUCAGCCUUCUUACGUGUAUCCCAUACAACGUAGUAGUGAACUUGGGUUCAUAAGAAAUAUAUGAUGUGUUUUUUUCAUGGACAAGAGGUGCGAGCAAUCACAAUAUAUAUCCCCGCAAGAGAAGAAUUAUAACGAGCUGGCUUAUUGCAUAGUAAAACUCGUUAGAUCUAGUGAACACUGUCUAUCCUGCUUUGGGGUUUCACUAAUUAGAAAGAGAAGUAAAAGUAACUAUAGAAAAGAUUUAUGUACUAAUAUCUUUACAUACUUAGAAUUCGUUAUAUGAAG
This is a messenger RNA of Hymenoscyphus albidus, 3164 nucleotides long. Lineage: Eukaryota; Fungi; Ascomycota; Leotiomycetes; Helotiales; Helotiaceae. The record is from the annotation of a GenBank genome assembly.